AUGAGUUAUGUAACUAAAAAGAAAGACUUGAGUGAUUUUUACUUUGGGCUUGCUAAGAAUGUUGCUUUGGGUGCACGGACACAUGACAGUACAGAAAUUGCAGAACCUGAAAAGUUGGAAAAUAAAGGAGAAGAUGUUCAACCUAGCAAGUCUGAUGCCGAAGGAUCCGGUCAUUCUCCUAAGCGCACGAGGGAAUCCAGUGUAGGAUCAGACAAGGCUCAUGAAAGUAGAAGUGUGGUAGAACCUGCAACUACUGGAUCAAAAGAUUCAACAGCUGCUAGAUCUAUUGAGAAAGAGGCAGAUGUUUCCACAUCUGCUUCACAAGCUCUCCAGAAUGCUCAACCAGCGCCAAUCACUGACGAGCACUAUAAGAGGAGUAAUGAUGCACUUGCUGCUGCUAGAGAACGAGCACUGGCUCGUAAGAGAGCGAAGGAGCAGCAAAUAUGAAGUAAGAUGCAGAUAUAAUCGUAACAUGCCAAAGCUCAGGGCUGUGUAAUACACUUGACCUUUGUUUUCACCCUGCAGCAUUUUCAGUUGAUGAUGCACAUAUCUCUCUUGCAUAAAUAUA
Molecule: messenger RNA, 568 nt
Organism: Hordeum vulgare subsp. vulgare (domesticated barley)
Lineage: Eukaryota; Viridiplantae; Streptophyta; Magnoliopsida; Poales; Poaceae
Exons: 2
Coding region: 1-447 (148 amino acids)
Source: RefSeq, a predicted model, not a curated record